Messenger RNA from Centropristis striata (black sea bass), 1308 nucleotides. Its product is annotated as cysteine-rich protein 2-like. The transcript is spliced from 8 exons. The coding region runs from base 140 to 751 and encodes 203 amino acids. The record is from RefSeq and is a predicted model, not a curated record. Lineage: Eukaryota; Metazoa; Chordata; Actinopteri; Perciformes; Serranidae.
GUGGGGGCGUGGUUAUGUUAAUGAGGCAGCGCCACAGAGGAUGUGUGUGUGUGUGUCUCUCUCCAUCCUCUGAGGUGUGUCUGCUGCCGCCGGAGCUGCAGCUCGAAGCACCGACUGCUGCUCUUUGUUCACACGGAUCAUGGCGUCAAAAUGUCCCAAAUGCGACAAGACGGUGUAUUUCGCGGAGAAGGUGUCGUCUUUGGGGAAAGACUGGCACAAGUUCUGUCUGAAAUGUGAGCGCUGCAACAAGACGCUGAACCCCGGAGGCCACGCUGAGCAUGACGGGACGCCGUACUGCCACAAGCCGUGCUACGCCGCCCUCUUUGGACCAAAAGGCGUAAACAUCGGGGGAGCCGGCUCCUACGUGUACGACAACCCUGUCAACGAGGCUCCCGCUGCCGUUUCCAUGGAAACCAACGCCAAGCCAGAGGAGAAGAGAGCCCCCGCACGGGGACCAGUGAAGGCUGCGAGCUUCUCCUCGUUCUCCGGAGGACCCAACAUCUGUCCCCGAUGCAACAAGACGGUUUAUUUCGCUGAGAAGGUGUCGUCUCUUGGGAAGAACUGGCACCGGCCCUGUCUGCGCUGCGAGCGCUGCAGUAAGACUCUGGCUCCCGGCAGCCACGCAGAGCAUGAUGGACAACCGUACUGCCACAAGCCGUGCUACGCUGUGCUGUUUGGGCCCAAAGGUGUGAACACUGGAGGUGUGGGCAGCUACAUCUACGACGAGCCUGAGGCCGAGGCCCAGCCCUGAGGCCCCUGAGGGCCCUGAGGCCCCUGAGGGCCCCUGAGGGCCCCGCGAGCCUCCGACUCCUCCAGGACCCUCCGUGUCUCUUUGAUUUGCCUUCUUCAGUCUUGGUGACAGAUGAUACGCACUGCGGUCACAGGGACGGAUAUUUAGAUGUUUCUGUUGUAUUUGUAUAUUGUUUAUAUAUCUAUUUUUUGUACCGAUACAAACCUUUAACAUGUCCUCCCGUGUGACUUUCAGAUUGGCCUUCUCGGUUUCUUGGUUCUCUUUGCCAAAUAAUUAUUAUGUAGUGGAUUAAAAGCGCCUCUGUCACUAAUGAUUCAUAGUUUUUCAGACUUUUGUGCACUUAUGACAUGUACCGUAUGAAACGUACCAGCGCACCAAUGUAUUGUCAGUGUUGUUGAACAGGUUCUUCCUGGUUCUAAAAGAGGGAUGAGGUGUGACUGUACACACAGAGACGUGAGUUUUACUGAAUGUUAUGAGGGUGAGUUGGAGGUCUGUUGGGAAUAAAAAGUGUUCAACUGUGCAUCACAUUUUCUACAGUAAAACUGUGUGAAGCCAAA